UCGGAUGCGUGUUUUCGAGUGAAAAAUUUACCAGUUCCGCAUAGAAUUUUCGUCCAGUGAAGCUAUAGUGAGGUUGUGACUUUUCGUGGAUUUGAUCAUCUCACCGCACAGUUGCAGAGAGUGUAUGGUAGUCGAUGUGUUGAAAAAGUAUGGCUACUAACAAUUAUUUCGGAUUUCCGCACGGUGCAACGCAGUACGGUACUACGGCCACCGGAACAGCCUAUCCGACAACGCAAACGGGUUAUGCAGUAGCGACUGCGGCCGCACCGUCAGCAGCAGCCACCUACGGAACAGCAGCGGCCGCAACAGCGCGACCAGCCGGAUACGACCAGGCCUACCAGACGGCGGCUACUCCCGGAACGUACGCGACCACGGCAACAGCGGCAACCUACGACUACGGUUACGGUCGUACCACACAAACCUACGACACCAGUAAAACCUACUACCAGCAGGCAGGAGCGGCAGCUGGCUAUACGGCGGCCCCGACCGGGUACGACACUUCUGGAGCUGGUACGACUAAGGUAAUCAAUUUUCAGCCGGCUACCCAGGCCACGUAUACGGCUCAACCGACGAGAGCCACUAUCCAGACGGCCAAGGCGGCCACCCAGUACGGUGGACAACCGCAGGCCUACGUGCCGCAAACUACCGGCUACUCGCAAACCGUGACCACAGUGAACACAGCUCCCAAGUCGGCCGCAACGGCCCAGCCCGUCGCCCAGAACACUAACACUUAUUCCGGAUACGAAUCGGCGUUGUACAGCGCUGCCACCAUGUAUGUCGCUCAGCAGCAGAACAACAAAGCCAACAAUGCUCUUGGUGGUCAACAGGGACAAGGCGGGGGUUGGCAAGGUUACAAAAAGGUUCCUAUGGGAAUGCACCCAUUCAACAGACCUCGUACGAAGGCUCCCCCUAAGCCGCAACCAAUUCACUAUUGCGACGUGUGCAAGAUCAGCUGUGCUGGGCCGCAAACCUAUCGCGAACAUCUCGAAGGUCAGAAACACAAGAAGCGUGAGCUUCUGCUGAAACAGGCUACGGAGCCGGGAACUGCGACCCCGGUCCGGCCGCCAAACAGCUUGCACUGUGAACUUUGCGAUGUAACGUGCACCGGAAAUGACGCCUAUGCCGCUCAUGUCCGUGGCGCCAAGCACCAGAAGGUGGUUAAACUACACACCAAGCUGGGAAAACCGAUUCCGGCAUGUGACCCGGCGCCGAACAGCGACGAAAAGAAGGAGGGUGAAUCGGACGAGCACGACGAAUCGGUUAAACCCGUAGGCAGCGAAUAUAUCGAAGAGAUCAUGGACGAUGAGGGCAAGUUGGUCAGCUUCAACUGCAAGCUUUGCGAGUGCAAGUUCAACGACCCGAAUGCGAAGGAAAUGCACAUGAAAGGUCGCCGUCACCGUCUUCAGUAUAAGAAAAAGGUUCAGCCAGAUCUGUUCGUUGAUGUUAAGCCAACUUUGAAGCAGAAGAAAAUGGCCGAAGCUCGAGCCCACCGUCAAGCGAUGCAGGAAGAGUACUGGAAUCGCCGUCGCAUGGCUGAAGCCGAGCUGGACGAUGGAGAGCACGGAAUGCGUCAGUUUGGACGACAUCCGUUCUUUGGUAUGCUUCCAGGGCGCCGUCCGGAAUCGUCCGACGAUCGGCAUGUCGUUGCCCGUCAUGCUGAGAUCUAUCCGAAGGAGGAAGAGCUGCAAACGAUUCAACGUAUCGUUUCGCACACCGAGCGUGCACUGAAGCUUGUCUCUGAUGCUAUGACCGGUGGCAAGGAGGAAAAGAAGGAACCCGAGGGAGAAAAGAAGGACGGCAAGGAGGAACAGAACAAACCGGACGCAAACCAGAUGAUAUCCUUCCACAAGGAAACGGAAGGUGGCAGUAUCCGUUUGCUGAAGGGCGUUAUGCGCGUUGGAUUGCUUGCAAAAGGACUGCUCUUGCACGGUGACAAUACUGUUCACUUGGUGGUACUGUGUGCUGAAAAACCGACCACUUCUCUGUUGAAGCGCGUCGUUACCGAGUUACCGAUUCAGCUGAAGAAAGUUACCGAGGAACACAAGUACACGGUCACAAUGGCUCCGGUUGAGGGUGCCGUUAUGGUGUCGGACGGUACGAUUACGGUAAAAAUCUCGCUCACUUCGCCGCUGCUGCGUGAAGAUGCUAACAGUACCGCUACGACCGACCAGGUCGCUCCGAGCACGGAAGAUUUACUGCCACGGGAGCCUUGUCUCCAGGCGCUCGCCGCGCUGAGACACGCGAAGUGGUUCCAGGCUAGAGCAACUGGACUGCAAUCUUGUGUGAUGAUCAUGAGAAUCAUGCGUGACCUUUGCCAGAGAAUUCCGAUCUGGGGACAUAUUUCUCAAUGGGCUAUGGAGCUGCUGAUCGAAAAGGUUAUUUCAUCGGCCGGCUGUCCGCUGACUCCCGGCGAAUGCAUACGUCGCGUAAUGGAAGCCAUCUCCUCGUCCCUGCUGAUCAACGGUCCCGGCGUGUUGGACCCGUGCGAAAAGGAACACGAGGAUGCCCUCGCCGGGUUGAGCAAACAACAGCGCGAGGACAUUACCGUGUCGGCCCAAAUGUUCCUUCGAUUCAUCGCCUUCCGGCAGAUUCACAAAGUGCUCGGAAUGGAGCCACUUCCACCGCCAAAGUUUGUCGGCAAUCGCAACUGGCGCUUCACCCGCAAGCGCAGGCGCUCCGGAACCGAGGGAGCCGACAAUGAAGCCGACGGAAAAAUGGUCAAAAAGGAAGAGAACAAGGGCGAAGGCGGCACCAAUAAUGCGGUGGUAGACAUGGACACCGAAGGUGGCAAGUAGAUAUGUAGAUGAUUUGUCGUUAAUAAGGUAGGUACUCUGCUCUGCUGAAAUUUUAACACAUACAACACGUAUUAUAAAGAGAGAAAAUCCUUUAAGAAACUAAUAGAUAUUGGAUUCAAAGUAAUUAUCAUUGAUUACCUGUCACAAAAGCAUGUGUGAGAGAUUACACGAAAGAAUUAGAUUUGAAACAUUAUAAACAACACGGUGUCUUUAAGCGAUAUUAAAGCAUAGGUUGACUCCUUAAUUGAAAUGCAAUAUUCAAAACAUAACCAGAUGCAGCAAAACUUAUAUCUUUGCCUCUCUAUCCACAACAAACACCAGCGACUAUAUCAAGUAGGAAGGAAAGCAGGCAAUCUAUUAAAAUUAAACGUCAAUUUUCAAUUUUCUGGCAUUUUUUCCAACGAAAUUGCAGAAUGUGUUUUAGCCCGGAAUCUUUGGAAAUGAAAAUCAAUACUAACUUUAGACUACUGAGAACUUUUGAGAAACAAAAACCUGACACAAAACGAACACAUGUUGUAUGGACGUAUUUUAUUCUUACUCAAAAAAAAAAUCAACUAACCAAAAUUAAUAAUUAAAAUUUUGAAUCAAUCAAGGAAAUCCUCUUAAAAAAAUAUAUAAAACAAACCACUAGACACGUACUAAAGUGAUUACUGUCGAGCGCAUGAAAGGAGAAAACGUGUAUCGAACAUUAUAUCCUAAACUAGGUACGGAAAGAAUAACAAACAAAAAAAGUCUAAUGCAGAAUUGCAAGCGAGCGUGUCUACCAACCAAGCAAGUAGAGUUUUCCAAACUGAAACAAAUGUAUUAGCAGAACGUAACCAAUACAGAUAGAAUUAUCCAAUCCAAACACGGAGAAGACACACAUACACAUACACACACAUGUGUACCACACAUUUUACAAACUAGGUUUGAGCUGACGCGGGGCGCACGCCCCGUUCCUCGAUAUAAUAAUGACAAGUGUAGGUAUUUCAACAACAGAGAAAGAGGGAGAGAGAGCAUACACAUUUUACAACCAACCAUCAAAAGUUUGUUGAUAGGCAGGCAGGCAGGCAGGUAGCGGGCGCAUCCCAUGCGCGCGCACUCUAGCGAGCAGCGAGUAUGUAAUAAACCAAUUUGAAGUAUUUUCUUCUUG
Messenger RNA from Sabethes cyaneus, 3927 nucleotides. It is a transcript of the gene Zn72D, whose product is annotated as zinc finger RNA-binding protein. Lineage: Eukaryota; Metazoa; Arthropoda; Insecta; Diptera; Culicidae. The transcript has 9 exons. The record is from RefSeq and is a predicted model, not a curated record. The coding region runs from base 150 to 2795 and encodes 881 amino acids. Gene Ontology annotation, molecular function: zinc ion binding; double-stranded RNA binding; single-stranded RNA binding. Gene Ontology annotation, cellular component: precatalytic spliceosome.